This is a messenger RNA of Metarhizium album ARSEF 1941, 1242 nucleotides long. RefSeq names its product D111/G-patch. Bases 1 to 1242 code for a protein of 413 amino acids. The record is from RefSeq and is a predicted model, not a curated record. The transcript has a single exon. Gene Ontology annotation, cellular component: kinetochore. NCBI's taxonomy places the organism in Eukaryota, Fungi, Ascomycota, Sordariomycetes, Hypocreales, Clavicipitaceae. Gene Ontology annotation, molecular function: nucleic acid binding.
AUGGCCCGUGGCCAGAUGGGAAGUUUUGUCGUCGGACGACGUGCGGAGUGGAACCGACGGCGGAAACUAACCAUCUUCAUUCAUCCAAUCCAACAAGACGACAGUGCAGUCUCACGCGCCUCGCACACCACCAACGGCAAUCGCAAUCUCAUGGGCAUUUUCAGCAAGCGCAACAACGUGGAGCAUAUCCGUCACCUUUGCGACACCGGCCCGACCCGUCAUCGACGCAGGCUGUCUGCACCAUGCCGCCCCCCCCAGGGUGGCGCGGGUACAGCGCCUGGCGACGGCGACGACGAGGACGACUACAUGAACAUGACGUUUGACGAGCCUGCCCCAAAGAAAGAGACGUCUUUGCAACGCACGCAGCGCUUGAAAAAGGAGUCCCUGGCCAGGGGCACAAUCAAGUCCAAGGCGCAGCUUGCGGAAGAAGCUGCGGCGGCGAGAGAAAAGGCCCUGUCGACGUCCAUGCUCGAGACGCCCGGGGCAAAGAAGAGCAAGGGCCUGGCCAUGAUGGCCAAGAUGGGUUUCUCCGGAGGCGCGCUGGGCAGAAAGGGAGACGACGGCGAGAGCAGCACCAGAACGGAACCGAUCAAGGUCAGCGUCAAGGAGGACCGCGGUGGCAUCGGCCUGGACAGCGAGAAGAAGAGGAAGCUUGACGAGGCCAUGGAGGAGCACGGCACCAAGGCUGCCAAGAUGGAUCCCGACGAGUACAGGGAGCGCGUGAGGAGGGGGCGCGAAGACGAGAGGCUCGAGAAGCAGGUUUAUGCGGCGCAGCGCGUAGCGGAGCGCAUGGACGAGGAGCACGACGAGGGCGGAAGCGCGUCUGGUGAGGAAUCAGAAUCUACGGCGCGGCCGAAAGCCCCCUCGCGACGACCGCUCAAGUCGAUACCGGCGCUGUACCGCGGCCUUGUGCGCCACAGGGAGCAAAAGGAGCGCGAUAGGCGGAUGAGGUAUGACCUGGAGCAGUCGCUCUCGCGCUUGCCUACGUAUGAUGACGCCGAGGAGGAUGAGGACGACAGGAGGGCGCUGGGGAAGAAGGCGACGGCGUACGUGGUGUCGGAGGACUUGGAUGAGGAGGACGAGGAGCUGGAUUCGUUUGAUGCGCUCGAGCCGGCGGAGAGGCUGGGGAGAUUGGUGCUGUACUUGCGGGAGAGGCACUGGUAUUGUUUUUGGUGCAAGAUGAAGUAUGACGGCGGCGAGAUGGACGGGUGUCCGGGCGUUACGGAGGAAGAUCAUGAUUGA